GGCUCAAUUUAAAGAUUCAAGUGACUUUGACUUGUGAUUAAUUGAUUGUGUUUCUUACUUUGAUUUUAAUUAGUGAUAAUCAGUUGAUUAGUUAAGUGUUCAAUAAUCACCGAAUACUUAUUUGGUAUUUGGCAAGAGAACUUUAAAUACUUGAAUAGUUUAAAUUGUUUAUCAAGAAAAAUUAUUCUCUCGCUUUUGUUUACAUAUAAAAAUUUUGCUUCUAUUGAUAAAAAGACUUAAUCAUUUUCAUUUGAUUAUCAUUUGUUUCUUGCAUUAAUUCAGUACUUUAUUAAUCAUAUUUAAUCCUGAUUAAUCAUCUUAUCAUCAUCGUUGGUCUCAAAUUGUGAUUGUUUCUUUUUUUUCUAAACUUGAUCUUUAUUUCUAUCAAUUAUUUCCUUCCAAGUGAAUAAUAUUUUUACCUAUUGUCACCUUUGAACCUUCAUCAACAUCGACAUUUAAAAUCACUUUUUCUUCAUCAUCUUAUCAUCAUCAUUAUUUAACUUAUCAUCUUUACUUCCCUUCUUCUUAUCUUCUUUAACUUAUAAAGCCUGAGCUUUUUUAUUAUUAUAUUCUUCUUGAUUAAUCUUGUCUUAAAGACAACUCAUCAUCUUUUUUUCCUUUUUCUCUAAAUCUCAUAAAUUCUAUUCUCUUCUUUAAUUUUCCUUCUAUUCUCUUUUAUCGAAAGAGAGAAAUCAACAUCACAAAAGAUCAACAUCAUCAGAAUCAUAAUCAACUUUAAUUAUUAACCAGUUGUUUCUAAUUCUUCUCAUCAAUCCUGUUUUAUGUUCAUCAACAACAGUUAUUACCAAUACACUCAACAUACUCACUCUCUCGUUCUCUCUCUCUCUCUCUCUCUCAUUUAUACAUCUCUUCUCAAACCGAAUCUAAAUAAUCAAUCAAGAAUCUGUUUCUGUAUUUAUGUCACUGGUUCAUGUUUCAUCAUGUUGAUUGGCCUAAUUCAUUUACAGUUUCCAAGUCUAAGUAAAUAUGAAACAAUUUAAUUUGCUAAAUAGACAAAAUUUAUCAUCAUCAUCACAAGAACAUUAAAUAUUCAAGCGAAGCCUACGUUUUUCCUUGGUAUAUUUAUUUCAUCAUAUCUAAAUUUUUCUGUGAAUUUUGGUUACAUUUCGUGAUGAUUAACCGAUGGGUAACAUUUUGGAUCGAUCAAGAGAUGAAGAGGUAGAAGAAGAAUCAGUUGACCAGUCAUCUACCCUCAAUGGACACCAUGGAUACCUUUACCCACCUCGAUCAGGUUUCUACUUUGGUAGUCACUUUAUCAUGGGUGUUGAAAAAUUUGAAACAGGAACACCGGAAACUUACCUGUUCGGUGAUAAUAUGGACCUUAAUUUCCUAGGCCCUAAGCCGAUACCUUUUCCCUACCUGGCACCAUUACCCGAUGAACCAACCCGAUCUCUUCAAGCAUUAGUUAAUAUUCGUAAAGAGACACUUCGAUUAAUCAAAAUUCCAACAAUAGCUAAUGAAUUUACUCAAGCCGAUACAUCUUCCAAUAUAAUUACCACUUCCACCACUGCUCUUACCAAUACCAUAAUCCCCACCAAUUGUGGCAGCUCAUCAACCAUCAAUAGUAAUCAAAUAACCUCCCAUAGAAGACUAGCCAGUAAUGGAUCAAUUAAACUAAUUCCCACAGAUUUUAAUGAGGUGAAAACAUUACCCUCAUCAUCUCUGUCAACUGCCGCUUUACCCACAACCUCUUCUUCAUCAUCACCACAAGAAUCAACAAAAUCCAAUGCAUCUUCAAUGUCUUCAUUAAACUCAUCAACCAAACCAGCUCAAAACCAAGAAGAAACCAACCUUUUACUCACCUCAUCCUCAUCACCCACCGCAACAACAACAACAACAUCCUCAUCACCCGAUCAAUUGUAUACAAUUGAGUUUACCUUUGAUUCGGAUGUUAAAUGUUCCGUAACAAUUUAUUACCUUGCAGUUGAAGAAUCAACUCCAAGUGGUAAUAUUUAUGUCCCUCGAGAUCCGACCUACAAAACGGCCACUUACCAUUAUCCCAUAGGCGCUGGUCAAAUUUUCUCACAACCAUCACUUAUCUUUAAUCCAACUUUAUUCAAUGAAGAUGACCUUUUGUAUCGAGCUAUCGAUGAAUUUGGUAAUUUUGAUCCAACUGUACCUUUUCCCGUUGUAAUACAGUUAAAUGCUGAAGAAGGAUCUGAACCUCGACAAUCACAUUCACUAAUUGCGACAGUUGAAAGAAACAAUGAGAAACAAUUUUACAUAAAACCCUUUAAACAGAAAAUAAUCAUCGAUGGACUUGCUUAUCUAAUUCAAGAAGUUUAUGGAAUUGAGAAUAAGAAUCCAAUCCAUUCAUCUACUGGUAAUGGAGGAAAAGCUUCAUUUUAUUCAUCGGAUGAAGAUAUUGAAGAUAAUGGAUCAGAAUGUGUUAUUUGUAUGUCCGAAUCGAGGGACACUCUGAUUUUGCCUUGUCGUCAUCUGUGCCUUUGUAAUGCUUGUGCUGAUUCACUUCGUUAUCAGGCCAACAAUUGUCCCAUUUGUCGAUCACCGUUUCGAGCCUUGUUACAAUUUCGAGCAGUUCGUAAGAUCAUCAAUAAUGCUCAAACUGUUACCAAAUCAAAUAAGAAAACGCUUGGUGUCAUUCAACCAACAACCGAACCUUUAAAUACCUCAUCAUCUUCAUCAAAUAUCAAUCAUCAAUCUAACCCUCCAACAUCAUCAGAACGUCCAAUUGUUACUGUCACCAUUACUUACAACAAUUCUAAUCAAACCAAUAAUAACAUCACCGCCAAUUCAACAACUACUAACGGAGGAGAUACUAAAAGUGACAUUCCAUCGGGCUAUGAGUCGAUAUCUUUAAUUGAAGCUCUCAAUGGUCCAACAUUAAUACAUUCAUCUUCAUCUCGUCCUGGUGAAUUUGGUGUUAACGCUUUUCACAGUAGUUUUGAUGACGAUGAUAUUGCCCCGUUGGCAUCAAUCGAAGCCACAACAAAAUCGAUUAGUGGUAGUAGUCAAUCAAUGGUUUUAACAAAAAGUUCUCGAGACAUUGGAAGGCAAUUCAACGAAUCAACAAAUAGUUCCAAUACUAAUAGCGAUCAACAUUCUUGGCGUCAUCAUCACAUGAAACCAUCAUUUUCCUCUUUAGCUGAUAUAAGUUAUUCGGUUCCAUCAUCAUCAUCUAGUCCUAAAUUGGGUUAUCGUUCCAAGUCAAUAUCUAAAUCAAAACUGUUAAUGAUGGCAAAUUCAUCGAUUGAAAGAUCGGAAAGAAGAGGAAGUUCAAGUGAAAAUAGAAAAGGAAAAAAAGAAAAUGUAAAAAGCUCUGAAUCACUUACUCUAUGGUCUCAACAUUGUUCCCCUGAAAGUAGUUACGAAGAUCAAGAAAGGGUUAAAUUACUUGAUCAAGAAAAUUAUUCGCAUCAUAAUCAACCUGAAUAUCAUCAUCAUCAUCAUCCGGCCCAAUCAAAAUCACGGAUCAAAUCAAUUGAUUCUCCAACAUCGAUAUACAUUGAAUCGACAUGUUCACGAUCUCGUCGUAACCUUCGAGAACGAGGAAGUGUUUGUAAUGAAUCAGAAUUAAAGGCUCUUAAUUCAUCGUUAUCUCGAGAUUCAUCUAAUCAGCAAUUAGAUAGAGAUUCAAUCGACGGAUUAGACAUUAAUUCAAUUAAUUUAACUUCUACCUCUUAUCCAGAUCUUUUUCUACAAGAUGGAGUCGAUGAGCAAAGAUUCAUGGACGAAACUGAUAUGCUAAGUGUUUCCACCCUGGACUCGGUUCCAAAUGAAACUUUCCCGACGAAAUGAUAAUUUCAAUUUCCGUUAUAAUUUUUUUUCUCCACAAAUUGUUACAAUGAUUAUCCAUCUUCGUUAUCAAUAACAAGAAGUGGUUAAUUUAAAAUCUUAUAUAAUUAAUUUUUCUAUUUUCUUUCUUUAUUACUUCGUCAUUUUCUUUGCUUUUUCUCUCCCUCUCUUGAAAAACUCUCUGUCUCUUUCAAUCCUUUUUUUUAAUUGUCAUUUUACAGAUUUUUAGAUUAAUCAAAAGCCGAAUCAUAUUUUCCUUGAGGGGAAAAAGUUCAAGAAACAAACCCAGAAAAUGGAUUACAAAUGAAAACAACAUGAAAGUUUUGGUGACAAAAAUUGCGAAUUCAAUAUAAACCAGAGAAAGAGAGAGGAAAAAGUUGCCUGUGCCAUGUUAAUUGUUUCUAUCGAUUAUUAACAAAAUUAAGAUUAUCAUCAUUA
Molecule: messenger RNA, 4215 nt
Organism: Panonychus citri (citrus red mite)
Lineage: Eukaryota; Metazoa; Arthropoda; Arachnida; Trombidiformes; Tetranychidae
Product: probable E3 ubiquitin-protein ligase MGRN1
Exons: 1
Coding region: 1144-3780 (878 amino acids)
Biological process (GO): protein ubiquitination
Cellular component (GO): cytoplasm
Molecular function (GO): ubiquitin protein ligase activity
Source: RefSeq, a predicted model, not a curated record